CAAUCAUUAGAACCUAUGUGGACGUCUGUGAAUUGACAUCUUUUUAUUGCGUCGCGCGAGAGAACACUUUUCAUAAAGUAUUUUGUUAUGGGUGUCUGAUUUUCACAUACAUAUUGAGCAACGUAUUAUGGAAAAUCAGGUUUCAAUGAUGUGGUGCAUAAAAAAGUUUAUCUUUGUAUGGUUGCUAUGCUUCCGUUCAUUGAUAAUGUCAAGUGAUAUUAAGAGUGAACAAACUUGUCAUUUGUCAAAUACUUUAAUUGAAGAAAUAGACUCCUAUGCGCCGAUAGUACAAAGAAUAAUUAAUGAGACAAUCCAAGGUUCCUUCAAAGGAAAUACGUGGCAAGAUUUGGCAAUUUUUGUUGAUAAAUUUGGCCCAAGAUUCACUGGUACGCAAGUGCUCGAGGAUGCUAUUGAUUAUGUGCUCAACAAAUCUAUUAGCUUCGGUUUAGAAAAUGUACAUGGUGAACCGGUUACUGUACCACGUUGGGUCAGGGGUUCAGAAUCUGCGACUUUAUUGCAACCAAGACACAAAGAUUUGGCGUUAUUAGGACUAGGUUACAGUGUUGGUACUCCAGAAGAAGGUAUAACUGCUAAUGCUGUGGUGGUGAAUAGUUUUAAAGAACUUAAAAAAAGGGCGAAAGAGAUUCCAGGGAAAAUUGUUGUAUACAAUGAAAAAUUCAUCUCGUAUGGGGAAACUGUGGAAUAUAGAAGCUCGGGUGCUACGAGAGCCGCUGAAUUGGGAGCUAUGGCUGUCUUGAUUCGAUCGGUGACACCAUUUUCAUUGUAUACUCCGCAUACUGGUAUGAUGAGCUACGGAGAGAACGUUACUAAAAUCCCAGCUGCUUGCAUAACUAUCGAAGACGCAACUCUUUUACAAAGAAUGUCAGAUCGAGGUGAAACAAUAGUAAUAAAUCUGAAAAUGCAAGCGAGAAGAUAUCCUGAUACACAAUCACGUAACGUUAUAGCUGAUAUCACCGGUUCUAGCAUUCCUGAAAAAACAGUUGUCGUUUCUGGACAUAUAGAUAGUUGGGAUGUUGGACAAGGUGCAAUGGACGAUGGAGCCGGCAGUUUUGUAUCUUGGAAUGCUUUAAAAUUAUUAAAGCAUCUGGGCAUUCGGGCGCGAAGAACGAUAAGAAUGAUAAUGUGGACUUCCGAAGAACUUGGCAUUAUCGGAGCUAAUUAUUAUAUACAGAAUCACACGCUGGAAAAUAAAAAUUUGCAAUUCGUGAUGGAAUCCGACACAGGCACAUUCAUUCCUCAAGGCCUCAAAUUCAGUGGAAACAAACUAGUUGAAUGUAUACUUCAAAGAAUAAUGCUAUUGUUGGCUCCAUUGGGUAACAUGAAAUUGGAUAGUCCCUGCGAUGGACCUGAUAUAGAAUCCUGGAUAAAUGCUGGAAUACCAGGCGGUAGUCUAUGGACGCGAGACGAAAAGUACUUCUACUAUCAUCAUACGAAUGCAGACACCAUGUUAGCGGAAAAUCCAAAAGCUCUGGAUAUGAAUACAGCCAUAUUUGCAGCAGUAUCAUUCGUUUUAGCAGAUAUCAGCGUUGAUCUACCUCACAAUUAUACUUCUGAAAAUGUCUUUAUAAAAUCACCUUGACGUGUAUGUAUGAUUACGAUCGUACAUGUUUAUGACUGUUUUAUUUCAAAUAUACCUAUAUAUACAAUUGUAUAAUACAAAUAAUUAGGGCGUACUCUAUAAUGUUAAUAAUUUAAAAUCUUUAAAAGCGCGAAAAUACAAAUAAGCUUUUCCGAAUCA
Messenger RNA from Camponotus floridanus (Florida carpenter ant), 1759 nucleotides. Its product is annotated as carboxypeptidase Q. Gene Ontology annotation, biological process: proteolysis; peptide catabolic process. Lineage: Eukaryota; Metazoa; Arthropoda; Insecta; Hymenoptera; Formicidae. The transcript is spliced from 7 exons. Gene Ontology annotation, molecular function: metallodipeptidase activity. The coding region runs from base 128 to 1600 and encodes 490 amino acids. The record is from RefSeq and is a predicted model, not a curated record.